Messenger RNA from Solanum pennellii, 1491 nucleotides. RefSeq names its product dehydrogenase/reductase SDR family member FEY-like. Lineage: Eukaryota; Viridiplantae; Streptophyta; Magnoliopsida; Solanales; Solanaceae. The record is from RefSeq and is a predicted model, not a curated record. The coding region runs from base 154 to 1245 and encodes 363 amino acids. The transcript has a single exon.
CCUUGCAAUUUUAAUAUUGGUCUAUUUCUCAAUCUCAAAUUCAUAUUCAAAUUUCUUGUUGGUUCAUACAAAGUCAUUUGUUUCAUUUCUCCAACAAAAUUUUCUUGAUUAUAAAAGAUUGAUUUCAAGUCGGAAAAAUAAUAUUAAAAUACGAUGAAUUCAUCGUCGAAAGGAUUGGAAUGGAAAGAAUGGUUACAAGGAUGGCUUCGUUUAACAUAUGAGACACUAUUUCAGAAAAUUCAUGCUAAACAUUUACAAGACCCUUUGCCUUUACCUCCUCUCAAUGGCCUAAAUUGCAUUGUCACAGGAGCCACUAGUGGCAUUGGACUUGAAAUUGCUAAACAAUUGGCUGAGUCAGGUGCACAUCUUGUUAUGGCUGUAAGAAACACAAAUCUUGCUCAUCAACUCAUUGAGAAAUGGCAAAGAAAUGAAACUGUAUCGAGGCCCUUAAGCAUCGAUGUUAUAGAACUUGAUCUCUUUUAUCUCGAGUCAGUUGUAAAAUUUGCACAAGAAUGGAAUUUGAGAUCAAAACCUCUUCAUAUUCUCAUCAAUAAUGCUGGAAUCUACUCUAUAGGACAACCACAAAAAUUUACCAAAGACGGAUAUGAAACACAUAUACAAGUGAACCAUCUUGCACCUGCAUUACUAUCUCUUCUGCUUUUGCCUUCUUUGAAAAGAGGCUCUCCAAGCAGGAUUAUCAAUAUGAAUUCCCUUAUGCAUGUAAUUGGCGUUGUGGAUCCUCAAGAUAUGAAUUUCUUAACCAAGAAGAAUAAGUUCACAAGUAGAAAGGCAUACUCGAGUAGCAAAUUGGCACAACUGAAGUUUAGCAGUAUACUUCAAAAAUUUCUAAUUAAUACUAAUAUUCAUGUAAUGUGUGUAGAGCCAGGAGCUGUACGUACAAAUGUUACGCGAGAUCUUCCAAGAAUUCUGAACGUUCUUUAUCAGAAAAUGUUCUUUUUCAUGUUUGAUGCUCAACAGGGUUCAAGAAGUGCACUUUUUGCAGCUACUGAUGCUGAGAUCUUGGAUUAUUGUGGUGUGUUGAAAGCAGAAGGGUGUAAUGGUUGUGCCUUCAUUGGUUGCCAUUGUAGAAUUAGUGAACCUAGCAAACAAGUAGAUAAUGAGAGAACUUCUUUUGAAAUAUGGAAUAAGACUAUGGAAAUGGUUGGUCUUCCUGCAAGGUGUGUUGACAUGAUUCUUCAAGGUGAAGAAAUCCAUUGCCGCUAUGGAGCUAUUAAUGAUCGUUAAGUCUGGCCUAUACAGAAAGUUUUGUUCUUCUAGUAUAAUUUUUCAAUGAAAGAGAUACAAUUGAACUCACUUAUCGAACUUCUAUAGUGAUUAUUUUAUGUGUUUAGUCAUACAUAUUCAAAAUUCUUCUAAACGAAACAUGUAAAGUUUUUCUUUUUUAUGGAAGAAACAGUUGCUUAUGAGAUGUAGUUUUAUGUUAAUUGGGUUUCAUAUUGAUUGACAAUGCCAAGACAUGCAAUAAUGUUA